AUGUCGCGCUUCUACACGGCCAAGGAGGUGCGAGAGCACGCCUUCCACGACGACGCGUACGUCUCCCUGAAUGGCAAAGUGCUCGACCUCACGCCGCUCAUCGCCGCCUACAAGGAAAUGCCGAAGUUUGCACACCUCGCGAAGCCGCUGGUGCAGGUGGCCGGUACCGACAUCUCACACUGGUGGGAUGCUGAAGCCAAUGACCUGCGGUCGUGUGUAGAUGUGAACAGCGGUAUGCGCACUUACGCGAUGCCGCUGGGCCGCGUGCCACACAUGCCUACCAUCUACCCCGACUCCAACAUUGACCUCAACUACGAUAUUCCGUGGUGGAAAGACCCGCAGUAUAUCAUCGGAGCCCUGACAAGCCGCACGCGUCGCAUUCGCAUUGUGAACACGCUCACCGGCGACGAGACGACGCUGGAUGUGUGUGCGGAGGAAACCCUAGAAGAGCUCCUACGUGAGCGCUACCUCUCCAUUAAUGCGCACGCGCGCAGUUAUACGUGGGUGCGGCUAGACCCCGACCCGCGCGAGCUCGACAUGUCCCGCACACUCGAGGACAACGGCAUCCAUGACGAGGCGGACUCUUUCGAGGACUUGGGACUGAACGCAGACUACUACAUCCCUGCCAUUCACCUGUACUAUAACGAUGACCUGACGGAAGCAUAA
Molecule: messenger RNA, 666 nt
Organism: Leishmania major strain Friedlin
Lineage: Eukaryota; Euglenozoa; Kinetoplastea; Trypanosomatida; Trypanosomatidae
Exons: 1
Coding region: 1-666 (221 amino acids)
Source: RefSeq, a predicted model, not a curated record